GAAUGAAGUAUAUCUAAUCUAUUUUUGCAGAGUGCUAUUACACUCUGUGUGUGGUUUCCUGCAAGGACCUUUAGAUCAGAUACAGCUGAGUAGCGUGCAAUGGUCAUGUAAGACUUGCUAUGACACAAGGUGCAAUAAGGCCACAGAAAACUUAAGCAGUGCAAAGUCUGAUGCCUCGGGGAUCAGUUAAAUCCUUCAUGUUGGCAUCCAGCUCCAUCCCUACACCCUGCAUCCUGCAUCCAGCCCCUAUCUGGCACUGAGAUAAACAGAAAAGCAUGGAUAGAAACUGUAGACUACUAUUUGUAAUCUGACUUUGUGUGUGUGCCACUCUGUGAGUGCCGUGCAUGAAGUACAUAGCAGGUUGAAGUCUAUAACUGCAGAAUAACUCUGGUGUCAUGGUGAUUUCAGCUGCAGGACAAGCAAUUUAACAUGAACUGGUUAGAUUCAGGCCUGCAAUAAAUUACAGUAGUUAUUCCACUCUUUCACCACCAGGAGGUAGCAAAGAUGCAUCUACAACCCCCCUAAAGUCUGUCAAAGGUCAAACAUUUAUCCAUCUGUUGAGGCUAUUCCUAUUCACACGUUUUUUUGUUUGUUUUUUACGCAUAACACCGAGAUUAUAUGUUAUAUUAUAUUAGAUUGUGUUUUAAUUUGUCAACUGUGGCACAUUGCCUGCAAAUUUAUUGCCUUUCAUAGCUGCAGAUUACAACGUUGACGUAUUAAAAUUGCAAAACAAUAAAACCUCUGAGUAUUAUAUAAUCUCUACAGACAAAACUGAUGCGAUGUAAGUAAUCAAAAAGUGUGCAUAACAAACACCACAAACAAGGAUAAAAGGGUACACCCUGAACCUCUGAGUAUUGCGGCCUUGUACGAAACAAGUCACAAUUAAUAUUAUAAGCUCAAAUGCAUGAGGACCAUGAGGACACAAACACCCAAUAAGAGGUAAGAUUAGUCAACACUUAUAGGAUAUACAGGAAAAAGAGACACUUUGAUGCUUGUAAUACUUUGAAAGGUCAAGUUUUCUUUCAUAGAAGCAAUAAAGUCUGUAAGCAUUUGCUGAAAUCCAGCAUUUUCCUAAUGGAGAGGAGCUAACCAUGGUACUCUGAGUUAUUGCAGAUUUAAAAUGGAUUUCUCUAAUUCAAUUUUAAGCUCUAAAGUCACCUUCUUGUGCUUAAUUGUAUUUUAAUAACUUUGUAAUAUCCCUUUAAUAGUUGUAUCAGUUGUCAGGCUAUGUUUCUGAAAUGCUUUACAUAGUUACCCUUUUCCCUAAGAGGCGGAGCAACAUGGUAUGUUCAGGCGUUCAUUCAUUCAAGGAUCAAUGAGCAUACAUUCUGGCAUUUGGUGGCUUUUCUGGAAAGCAGUUGCCUGUAAGCCCCGCAGCUGAUCAUAUUAUUUCAGCUGGUGUGCUGCACUCACCUUCAGUACGCGCUCCACUAUGGACCGCAAAAGGGAUGACUGGAACAGGACAAGAAGAGAAAGGAAGACCUACAUGCCACAGAAUGAUGGAUGACAGGACUACUAUGCUACACAUCCUUGAGGAGCCUCAGAUGCGCAGAGAAGGGGAGAGGAUUCGAACUUUUCAGAACUGGCCAGCAGAUGCACCUGUCACAUCUGGAGACCUGGCCAAGGCGGGCUUUUUCUUUCUAGGUCCCGGUGAUAAAGUCCAAUGUUUCUGCUGUGGAGGGAUUUUAAGAUGCUGGGUGCAUGGAGACAGCCCGGCAGCCGAGCACAAGAGGCAUUUCCCCACUUGCAGUUUCAUUCUGGGUCGAACCGUGGGAAAUAUCCCACUCCAAGGUGGAUCCUCCGACUCUGUGGACGGCCAACUGUUGAGUCAACUCCAAAGGAUGACUAUGGAUGACCAGGGUACAGCUGGACAAGCAGUCUACCCAGAGAUGGAGGCAGAAGAUUCCCGGCUCACCACUUACCACAACUGGCCAACCGAGGCCUCAGUCCAGCCAGAUGUUCUUGCCAGAGCAGGAUUUUUCUACACAGGUCACGGUGACAAUGUCAAAUGCUUCUACUGUGAUGGCGGGCUGAGGAACUGGGAGCCAGGAGACGACCCGUGGCAGGAGCAUGCCAAGUGGUUUCCACGAUGUGAGUUUUUAAUCCAUUCGAGAGGACAGGAGUACAUCAGCAACAUACAGGAUGCUCAUUUCCAUCUUGGUGAUACUGUGGGUGGAUCACAGAGCACCACAGGCAGAGAUAUCGGAUCCAGAAAUGAUAUGGUUGGAGGUCUGACAGCUUCCUCGGCCAUGCUGUCCCCCGUGGUGCAGACUGUGCUGCAGAUGGGCUUUGAAGCCAGCCUGGUGGAGAGCCUGGUCCAGACCAAGUAUCUUUUGACAGGCCAGCACUACACUUCUGUAUCUGACCUGGUCACUGAUGUGCUGCAGGCAGAGCAGGAAGACAGACAGAGGGUGCCACAGAGCAGAGAGCCAGAGACACAGCAGGGCUCCAGUGCUGGAAAUGUGAGGACACAGACUCCCAUCAGAGAGAAAGUAGUGAAGGACCCCAGCCCAGAGGAGCUGCUGAGGCAGCUGCAGGAGGAAAGGACCUGUAAGGUGUGCAUGGACAAACUGGUGUCCAUCGUCUUCAUCCCCUGUGGUCAUCUGGUAGUGUGUGGUGACUGCGCUGCCAGUCUGCGUCACUGCCCAAUCUGCAGAGCCGUCAUUAGAGGCAGCGUUCGCGCUUUCAUGUCCUGAGGCUGUAGUGAAAAGCCACCGAAAUUAAAAGUGUUGCAUGAGUGGCCUUGAGUUUUCCUCUGUACUCAUUAAGAUUAUUACUGGUUGCUUGUUUUGUCAGAGCUUACACAUAAUUUUCUAUAA
Molecule: messenger RNA, 2819 nt
Organism: Larimichthys crocea (large yellow croaker)
Lineage: Eukaryota; Metazoa; Chordata; Actinopteri; Sciaenidae
Gene: birc7
Product: baculoviral IAP repeat containing 7
Exons: 7
Coding region: 1449-2696 (415 amino acids)
Biological process (GO): regulation of cell cycle; positive regulation of protein ubiquitination; negative regulation of apoptotic process
Cellular component (GO): cytoplasm; nucleus
Molecular function (GO): cysteine-type endopeptidase inhibitor activity involved in apoptotic process; ubiquitin protein ligase activity
Source: RefSeq, a predicted model, not a curated record